Messenger RNA from Camelina sativa (false flax), 1135 nucleotides. RefSeq lists its product as uncharacterized. The record is from RefSeq and is a predicted model, not a curated record. Lineage: Eukaryota; Viridiplantae; Streptophyta; Magnoliopsida; Brassicales; Brassicaceae.
UUAAAUUUAGGAAAAAAAAAAUCUUUAGUUAUUGAAUCCUCACCGAUCUUCUCGGUUCCAGAUUAAUCUCUCUGAUUCAGUUAUUCUCUCUGACCCAAACGUUUCAAGAAAAUUACAACCAAUCCUCACAAUUUGUUUCACAACAGCUAUUUUUUAACUCAUCAAACUUUUCGUUACUCUCUCCCUCCCUAUUUCUACUUUUUUAUCAUCCACAAGUUUUUGUUGUUGUUGUUGUUGUUGUCUUCUCUCCCAACCUUUCUCCUCCUCUUGGGAUCAUCAUCAUCAUGAUGAUUUGAUUAGUAAACAUAACCUUUAGAAUCUCGAUGAUGAAUGACCCUUAUCAAACAUGGGUCACUUUUCACUAGAUUCUAUCUUAGGUUAUUUUCACUAACCCGAUAACCGGGAAUAACCCAAAAAAAUAAUCCCAAAACCGGAAACCCGUUUUAUAAAUAAUAGUAAUGAUGACUCGCCACGUGAUUUUGAAAUCGGCGUUGUUAGCGUCGUCGGAAGAAUCGGCGAUGAGAAACUAUUCUUCUCCACCGUCGACGGCGUUAGGUAAAGAGAGGAGAAAAGUUGGAGAAGUGGCAGGAGGAGCGGCGGCGGAGUGUGCGGCGGUUUGGUGUUGUUGUCCAUGCGCGGUUGUGAAUCUGGUGGUUUUGGCCGUUUAUAAAGUCCCGGCGGCGGUUUGUAAGAAAGCUUGGAGACGAAGCAAACGGCGACGGUUCACGAGAAAACGGCAUGGUUUGCUUGCGUCAGCGGCGGCGGAAGGGAGCGAGAGCACCGUACACGCUAGAUUGAAUGAGGAGGAUCCGACGGCUGAGAUUGUUUUUGAGGAAUGUCACGUGACCGAUGAGGUAAACGACGUCGUUAGACUUGAGAAUGAGAUGUUGGAUCGUUUCUACGGGGCUGGCUUUUGGAGAAGCCCUUCACAAAGGGACACGUCAUCAGGAAGCCUAUAAAAAAAGAUUAUUCUUCUUAAUGAAAUCUUUUGGGUUUUUUUGGUUUGUUUGAGGGAAUUUAAUAGUAAUUUAUUUAUUUAAAACAUUUAAGUAAUUUCAAUUGUUAUGUGAAUAGGAAGAACAUAGCAUCCUCUGUACAUUUUUUUUUUUUUUUACAAUGUUCAUUUUAAAUGUAA